AACUCUUUUAAUCAGUCUAUAAAUUUUUAAAAAUUAGAUGUAAUAAUUUUUUUGUUAUAAAUAACGUCAAAUAAAUUGAUCAUACACUCUUUAAAAUUUGAGUCUACGAUAUGGACACCUCUUGCAUUUAUAUUUUUUUGUAAAAUCAAUUCUUGAAUUUUCUUGAAAUGACAAAUAUUUAUUUUAAAAAAUAAAAAAUUAAAGGUGUUCGAGCCAAAUGUCCAAAGUUUAGGGAAUGCACAACCAAUUUAUUAAAAUUGUUGAUAACAAACAGAUAUGGUGACUAGUUUUGUAAAUUUUAAAGUUUAAGAGGGGUUCAACCUCAAUAGCUAAAUUUAUUUUUGAGAGGUGUAUGGUCAAUUUAGGUCCUAAGAAAUUAAUUCCACUCAGAUAUUAGUGUAAUUAUUGAAAAAAGAGGAUGCCGUAUGUAAUUUGGGUAUUCUCACGGUGCCAUGUGUAACCUCCCGAAGUAAAAGAGAAACUGUGAACCGCAACGUUCUUACCAGAAUUUCAAAAAUCCAAAAGAACCGCAAAUUUAGAGUUCCUUCCAAUCCUCACUAUAAACGAAAACCAAUCACUCUCGCCGACCAUUCCUUUUCCUUGUCCCCAAAUUUAGACUCUCUCCAAGCUCCGAUUAUCCAGUUAUUAGGGUUUUCUUUUUGGUUUCGUUCCUCUUUGGUUGGAGUGGGAAGAGAAUUAGACAAUGAGCCAGAAACAAUCGUUAAUCUACAGCUUUGUGGCUCGAGGGACGGUGAUCCUGGCGGAGCACACCGAGUUCACGGGAAAUUUCACCGGCAUAGCAGCCCAAUGCCUCCAGAAGCUACCCUCCUCCAACAACAAGUUCACCUACAAUUGCGACGGUCACACCUUCAACUACCUCGUCGAGAAUGGAUACACCUACUGUGUUGUCGCAGUCGAGUCUGCUGGGAGACAAAUUCCUAUGGCUUUUCUGGAGCGUGUUAAGGAGGACUUCAGCAAGAGAUAUGGUGGAGGGAAAGCUGCAACUGCCGUUGCCAAGAGCCUGAACAAGGAGUUUGGGUCUAAAUUAAAGGGGCAUAUGCGAUACUGCUUGGAACAUCCAGAGGAGAUAAACAAGCUUGCAAAAGUGAAAGCUCAGGUUACUGAAGUCAAGGGAGUGAUGAUGGAAAACAUCGAGAAGGUUCUUGAUCGUGGAGAAAAGAUUGAGCUGCUGGUUGAUAAAACUGAGAACCUUCGCUCUCAGGCACAAGAUUUCAGGCAACAGGGGACUAAGAUCAAGAGGAAGAUGUGGUUCCACAAUAUGAAGAUAAAACUGGUUGUCUUUGGUAUCUUCGUUGCAUUGGUCCUCAUCAUAAUCCUCUCCAUCUGCCCUGGUUUCAAAUGUGCUUAUUAGGAUUGCCCUACAUGGUUAAUUAUUUCUUGUCCUUACCGACGUCAUAUCGAGCUCAAAUCUGUGUAAUCGAUCUCACUUAGUGGGAUUGAAGCUCGAUAUGUUAUCGUUUUUGUUGUUGUAUAUUCACUAACAUUAUAUGCAAAAUUCUCACACUAGGUCAUAUCCUCUCAUUCUGCUGGCCUGUACAGGGGUCCUGUAAUUUGAAUCAAUUGUAUAGGUGAUGUGGAGAGUGAGUUUCACACCUUCAAGUCGCAAAAUUUUCAUGCACGAGGCUUUGUCUUGCAUAUUACUCAAACGUUUAUUAAUGUUAAUAUUCAGACGAUUACAGGUGUGAUUAACCUUUUAUCUUCUUUA
This is a messenger RNA of Diospyros lotus (date-plum), 1726 nucleotides long. RefSeq names its product putative vesicle-associated membrane protein 726. The record is from RefSeq and is a predicted model, not a curated record. The transcript is spliced from 5 exons. NCBI's taxonomy places the organism in Eukaryota, Viridiplantae, Streptophyta, Magnoliopsida, Ericales, Ebenaceae. Gene Ontology annotation, cellular component: membrane. The coding region runs from base 704 to 1372 and encodes 222 amino acids. Gene Ontology annotation, biological process: vesicle-mediated transport.